Molecule: messenger RNA, 2202 nt
Organism: Theileria parva strain Muguga
Lineage: Eukaryota; Apicomplexa; Aconoidasida; Piroplasmida; Theileriidae
Exons: 1
Coding region: 1-2202 (733 amino acids)
Source: RefSeq, a predicted model, not a curated record
AUGUACUGGCAAGUGAUUCAGUUUGGAUAUCCGCAAUUUCUUGCCAUCCUGAGAAAUGGUAAGCCAUUUGUAAUAAGGAAAAAUGGUUUACACGAGCAAUGGUACAGUGUCACUCACCUCAGAUAUGACAUUGCCAAAUUACUUUUCACAGAUAUUGAUGACAGAGAUUAUAAUUACCUCCAGUGUGACGUAGAAUUGUAUGAAUUGAUUGUCAUAACUGAGUUUAAGUUUAAGUGUAGGAAGGUCUGGUUUGACGGUAGAUUAUGCUGGACAAUGCCGUCUAAUGCUAAAGAAUUUCCAAAAUAUUUAGCGUUUCACCUAAGAUAUAAUCAGAUGUAUCUUAUGUUCUCUAAAUUGAGGAUGGAGAGGUUAGAUUUGGAGAAUCCUCAGGUCGAUGCUGGUGUAAUUGAGCGUCCCGUGUCUCUAAAGAGAAGAAUUCAAAAGGGUAAGAGAAUAGUUAGAGAGGCUAAAAGAGUGUGUAAAAGGAAGUCAAAAAUGGCUAAAACUGUUAUAGAGCCCGGUAUAGGGGAGGUUGACGGUGGCUCCACAAGCCUCAGGAAGCCUGAGGAAACUGAACCACCCAGGAUUGAGCCUAUAGAGCAGCAAUCUGAAAAUUGUUCAAUAAGUCAAGAAAUGACAUUAGAAAGUUAUAAUUUACCUAAUAUUGUUAUUAGAAUUGACGUACUGGGAAAGAGUGACUGGAACAUACUAAGACUGUUUCGGGAAAACUGGCAUAAUAUUAUACUGUGUAAUGGGUAUAAUAUGACUGCAAAUGGUGAUAAUCGUAAUUAUAAGCUCAAUAUAGAGUUUCUGAGUGAGAGUUUUCUCGGUGAUAUCUCAGGAGACCAACUUCUUAAAUCAAUUGACUUGUACAAAAAGGAUAAGAUUAUUGUUUUGGGAACAGAAACUAAAUUCACUGUGUAUAAACUAGAAGAUGGUAAGUGGACUAAGAAAGAGUAUGAGAUUCCUCCGAUAACACUGUACUACAGAGUUACGCUUCGCAAGUUUGAACAACUAUCCGGUGACCAAUAUACUAUUCACCUUAGUACUGUUGGAGGAAUACAAUUGGUAUUUAGAAUAAACGAGGGUGUAGAGUGUGUGAUGGUAAAGUUCGGGUUUGAGACCUUGGUGAAUCUCAGUAUUGUAAGAAAAAACUUCGUCAAGACUUUGGUGUACAGUGUGGCUGACGGCAGUGUAUUGAUAGACACUAGCGUCCUAACCAAGUUCACAAAAGUUAAUAAUGAAUGGAAUGGCAUUACUCAAAAGCCUUGGUAUUUAAGACAUUACGCUGCGGAUAUGGGCGGAUUCAUACCAAUUUACAUCCCCAGCCUGAAGAAAUCGAACAGUGUUAAUAAUACAUACACGCUUGACUAUCAAAAUGAGCCUAACUCUUGGGAAAGGAUUGACCUUAUCAAGUACUAUGAGGAGAUCAUUUGGAGGCGUGAUUCAGGCCAACCCUCUCCCAAGCGUAUUGUGUGUUAUUCCCACGGGUGUACCCGUUUAACACUUUUUUUUGAGGGCAAAUUUACUGUUUACCAUACGGAAGGAGCUGAGUUUACUACUGAACACUAUGAGAUGCCUCCGAUAACACUACUCACUCAAGAUGCUAUGGGAAACACUACACCGCUCAGUCCUGAUGAUUAUACUGUACAGUUGUUUUUGCAAGGAUGUGUUGGGUUUAUUUACACUCUCAGAACUGAAACUUGUACUCUUGUUAAAUUCGGUGAGAAAGUAAUUUGGAGUUGUAGAACUAAAGAAAACCCACUCUAUGUCGUUUAUAGUCAAACAACAGGGAGGAUCGAGGUUAUUUUCGAGGAUAAAAUUGCUUUUACCAAGCUGAAAUUACGAAAUUCUAUUCUAAAAAAUGGAAAUUCUAUCGUAAAAAAUUUUAAUUCUAUUGUAAAAACCAUCGAAAUUCCUCCUGAAAUUACUCUACACAAAACUAAUCAACAAGGAGAAACUGUAAAACUCAAUCCUCUAGAGUACAGAGUUCAGACAUUUGAAACAACUGGAUUUAGAUACGUAGUUAACGAUGACAUAAUUUGUACUGAACUUAGACAUAAUAACAGAGUCGUGUGGAAAUACACUGAAGGAGACCAGAAACCCUUAUCAUUCACUUAUUUCUUUAAAACAAAAAAGAUAAUUACCGUGAAGUUCCACUCUAAACCUUCUCUAAAGUAUCAACUUCAACAAGAUCAAUAA